Mycena citricolor is the source of this 3008-nucleotide messenger RNA. The record is from the annotation of a GenBank genome assembly. Lineage: Eukaryota; Fungi; Basidiomycota; Agaricomycetes; Agaricales; Mycenaceae.
GGGCUAUUGGAGUCUACUCUCUACCUUUCGAAACUAGUAUGCCUCUCGUUGGAUUUCAACAACCUCCCAUCUGCUGACUGAUAUUCUACGACGACUCAUGCACACCUCCUGGGACUGACGCCGUCUUCCUCGUGCUUGAUGAAACCUGAUUAUCUCCCAGAAGCGCCGAAGGACUGCCAUGCCCUGGGACGCGCCACCGGCCGAUCUUUGUGCCGUCCAAGCUUUCUUGGGAUCCCUUGAGCGCCUAUGUCUAAAUCCGCCACUCUGGCGCUGGGCGCUUAGGGGCUGUGAACCGUGGCAUCGUCCUGAUGAGGCAGCGUGCAUAAAGAAACUCUGCUCAAACACGGGGCAAGACACUUCACCUCUUCUCUUUGACCAUGUCACAAGCCGAGAAAGAACAGGCCGACCAACGAAAGGCAAAACAAGCACAUUACAAGCGCGAGAGGGCCAGCGGCAACAGGCUAUGGAGCGUCUACGUUUCCGAGUCUCAGAUCUACGAAAAGGAUCUCAUCCAAGGCUGGCGCAGCGAGAUGGAGGGUCUGCUGACGUUUGCUGGUAUCUUCUCUGGCGUCGUCACGAUAUUCAUCAUCGAAAGCUACAAGACAUUGAAUAUCAAUCCGGCCGACCAGACCCUCGCGCUGCUCAGUCAGAUCUUGCACCCAUCCGUGAACCAGAACAACGGCACGGUGGUGAUGGAGGCACUCUCCCCAACCUCUGCCUUCUCACCCCCACUCUCCUCCCUCGUAUGCAAUGCACUGUGGUUUAUCAGCCUCACGCUCACCUUGUUGUGCGCAUUCGUCGCGACCCUGAUCAAACAAUGGGCGCAAGAGUUCCCCCGCCGCGUGGUCAUGCUCUCUUCUCCCUCCAUCUGGUCGCGCACGUCUCUGUAUCUGAACUAUGGUUUCCGACGCUUCAAUAUGCACAUCGUUGUCCGGCUUCCCCUCCUUUGCCUGCAGGAGGCACUGGUCCUAUUCUUUGCGGGUUUGGUGCCAUUUCUUGCGCCUGUGAACAGCAUCAUUAUGGGCACAUGCUCCGCUGUACCCCUCGGCUUUUUCCUUGCCUAUGGAGCGUUCACCGUGCUCCCCCUGUACCAUCCCAACAUUCCAUUUCCAUUCCACACACCACUAGCGCAAAUGCUUUUGCUGCUGAAACAAGACUGGGGAAGCGAGCUGAUGGCUACCAUCGGCAUGUUGUAUACUCGAAAGAGAGUUGCUGUGAUGGACCCCGAGGCCAACGAGACUCUGGACUCUAAUGAAGAUGACCCCUUUAUGCACAAGUCCAAACGCGGUGCGCUGCGUCCCGAUGUCGCGAGAGAGAUCGAGGCGCUUGCGUGGACCGUACAGUCUCUAUCUGAUGAUGACAAGUUGCUGUUGUUUGUGGAAGGCCUCCCGGAGGCGCUCUGGGAUUUCGAUCAAAACAAGCCUCGCGGCGUCUAUCAGGCGCAUUUCAAGAUUUUGUUGCGGGAUCCGGAAGUACAUCUCGAUCAGCGUCUGGCAGAUUUUAUGGCUGGCUCCAACAGCAAUCUGCUCGAGCGCAAGGACCGCCUCCGCCGUCAGCUCUCUGUGCUCCGUGCCAUCUGGGCCAUAUGCGCGUUCUUUCUUCACACGGGGUCGCCUCUGCCAAGUCCGAUUGGAGAAGCCAACGUGGAUAAGGCGCUACUCGGCUCGAAAUUUAUUGAUUCUCCCGACGUGCAGAGCAUGGUCCCCGACGUGUCAGCUCUGGUCCGUCUGAACAUGAUCGCGUACCGGAGCCGGGAAUGGCACCCUACACAUCAAGUGCAGAGCAUCAUCCCUGACGUUCCCACUUUGAUCCGUCUGAGCAGGGCCUUCACACAGCCAAGCGACUCCGACGAUGAUCAUUUCCCUGCCGAGGCGUAUGCAGACAUGCAUCGGACGUACACGAGUUAUCUGUUGGCACUUUCCCAAUGCACUGCCAGCUUCCAACGAGAGCAGACCGUUUCGCUCUUUCAUCGGUCAACAAUGCGAUUCACGGACGGCUACUGUACUCUGCAAGACGCUCUCGAACAUCUGAUCCGCUCAGCGUCGGACGAGACAGCGGACAACGUCGUCUUUGCUGCUCGCCAGAUGAUCAGCCCGUUUGCCCAGACAUCAGAAUAUCCCAGUUGGUCGCCGUUGCCGGGCCUUGGGCGGUUCGUUGUCCGACAUCCGUCUCUCGCCGCCUCCGACCUAGACUCCGACUCACAGCCCGCUUCGAAGUACCAUUACACCCGAUACCUGUGUCACAAGCUAUGCGACAACUUGAAGUGGCAAUCAGAUCACCAGGAAUGUGUCGAUGCCCUCCAGCUGAUUUAUCGGAAUUUGCUUGAGUCUGAUGUGCCACCAAGUGACUUGGAUACCCAUCUUCUGGUCCUUCGCACCCUGCGGACUAAAACAGCCGACAUCCGCACGCACCGUUUGGUUGCCAUCGUCCAGUGCGUCGCGCUCAUGGGGAAUUUGUCCAAAACGGCGGAGUUGCUGCGUAUCUUUGACGACAAGGACUGGUUCCGCUCCAUGCUCGGCCUUGAAAACGAUGAACGGAUGGAGCGGGCAUCGGCGCAGCAAGUUCACGGGUUUGCAUCUGUGGGUGUGGUGACCACUUUCUUUGAGCAGUGUGCCGCCCGCAGUCCGGAUCAAACGGAACGGGACCUGGACUUUGAGACGCUCGAAUUGUUGGAACGCCACACAGACAUGUACAUGUCUCCGGUGAUCCCGACUGGACUGCAACGUCGAUUCGCCGACGCCGUCUCAGGAUUCAUCCGAAAAUAUCCAGAGGACUGUCUUGUGGACCGCAAUGCACUCGAAAUGGUGCUUUACCGGGCCGUUGAUGAGGACAACGGGUGGAUCGACGAUGCGGAUGCAUUGCACGCCCUGGACACGGCUGUGUCGGAGGUGCAGCCGGACCAAUCAUAUAAGUUCUAUGCUCGAGAGAUCCGGAGACAGAUUCAGAAGCGGCUCUCUCCCAACAACAUUUUUGCCGCCUCUGUCUCGCUCGAUAGUGACGAGGAGUGA